AUGGUCCAUCCUCAGGAGGUCGAUGUCAUUGUUGCAGGCGGUGGGCCUGCAGGAUGUGUCGUUGCUGGGCGAUUGGCCUAUUCCGAUCCCAACCUCAAGGUCAUGUUGAUUGAAGGUGGUGCAAAUAACAGAGACGACCCAUGGGUCUAUCGUCCUGGUAUCUAUGUCCGUAACAUGCAGCGGAAUGGAAUCAACGACAAGGCAACAUUCUACACCGACACCAUGAACUCCGAGUUCAUGCGUGGCAGGAAGAGUAUCGUCCCCUGUGCCAACAUCCUUGGUGGUGGUAGCAGUAUCAACUUCCAGGUCGGUCGAUUCCGAUUCAUAGGCCUUGUAUGUGUUCUGACUUGGGCAAACUGUUCGACUAGAUGUAUACUCGGGCUUCGGCGUCGGACUGGGGCGAGUUUAUUCGUAUCGCAGUGGAUUUCCUUCCAAUCCUUUCUAGAUGACUUCAAGACACCGGGCUGGACUGCCAAAGAUCUCUUGCCGUUGAUGAAGCGCCUCGAGAACUACCAGAAGCCCACCAAUAAUGACACCCAUGGCUAUGAUGGACCAAUCGCGAUCUCCAAUGGUGGAACAAUCACUGCCCUUGCGCAGGACUUCCUUCGCGCGUCGGAUGCUAUUGGCGUGCCCUUCAGUGACGACAUCCAGGACCUCGACACCUCGCAUGCCUCUGAAAUUUGGGCGAAAUAUAUCAAUCGACACACUGGACGCCGAAGCGAUGCUGCGACUGCCUAUGUCCACAGCGUCAUGGACGUCCAGAGCAACCUCUUCCUCCGCACCAACUCGCGUGUUUCUCGUGUCAUCUUCGAGGGUAAUAAGGCUGUCGGCGUCGCCUAUGUCCCUGCCCGUAAUCGUGCGCAUCAAGGCCAAGUGAUGGAAACCAUCGUCCGUGCCCGUAAAUGCGUCGUUUUGAGUAGCGGAACUCUCGGGACUCCCCAAAUAUUGGAGCGUUCUGGUGUCGGUAGCGCUGAGCUAUUAAAGAAGCUCGAUAUCAAGGUGGUCAGCGAUCUUCCUGGCGUCGGUGAGCAAUACCAAGAUCAUUAUACCACGCUUUCCAUCUUCCGUGUUUCUAACGAGAGCGCAACUCUUGACGACUUCCUCCGUGGUGACAAAGAGGUUCAAAAAGAACUGUUCCAAGAGUGGGAAGUCUCUCCAGAGAAAGCGCGCCUUUCGUCGAAUGCUAUUGAUGCAGGGUUCAAGAUUCGCCCUACCGAGGCAGAACUGAAGGAAAUGGGCCCCGAAUUCAACGCACUUUGGGAUACCUACUUCAAGGACAAGCCCGACAAACCAGUCAUGUUUGGCUCCAUAGUCUCCGCCGCUUAUGCGGACCACUCGCUGCUUCCUCCCGGUAAAUACAUGACGAUGUUCCAAUACCUCGAGUACCCCGCUUCGCGUGGCAAGAUCCACAUCGCCAGCCCCAACCCUUACGUCGAGCCGAGUUUCGACAGCGGUUUCAUGAACAACAAGGCCGACUUUGCCCCUAUCCGCUGGAGCUACAAGAAGACUCGCGAGGUCGCUCGUCGUAUGGAUGCUUACCGUGGCGAGUUGACCUCGCAUCACCCCCGCUUCCACCCUGCCUCGCCGGCGGCCUGCAAGGAUAUUGAUAUCGAGACCGCAAAGGGGAUGCUUCCUAACGCGCUCACCGUCGGUAUCCAUAUGGGUACCUGGCACAAGCCCGGCGACCAGUAUGAUGCUGCCAAGGUUCACGAGGACAUCAAAUACACCGCCGAGGACGACCAGGCCAUCGAUGACUGGAUUGCCGACCACGUUGAGACGACCUGGCACAGUCUAGGCACUUGCGCGAUGAAGCCCCGCGAGGAAGGCGGUGUUGUCGAUGGCCGCCUCAACGUUUUCGGGACGCAGAACCUCAAAUGCGUCGACCUGUCGAUUUGCCCUGACAACUUGGGGACCAACACCUACUCGUCUGCGUUGUUGGUCGGCGAAAAGGGUGCAGAUCUGAUCGCAGAGGACUUGGGGCUCAAACUGAAGGUGCCGCAUGCUCCCGUUCCCCAUGCACCAGUGCCCAAAGGAAUCCCUGCGACCCAGCUGGUCCGCUGA
Mycena indigotica is the source of this 2061-nucleotide messenger RNA. Its product is annotated as Alcohol oxidase. The transcript is spliced from 22 exons. Gene Ontology annotation, molecular function: oxidoreductase activity, acting on CH-OH group of donors; flavin adenine dinucleotide binding. The record is from RefSeq and is a predicted model, not a curated record. The coding region runs from base 1 to 2061 and encodes 686 amino acids. Lineage: Eukaryota; Fungi; Basidiomycota; Agaricomycetes; Agaricales; Mycenaceae.